UCCCGAACAGAUAAGUUCUACUACCUCGCCAAGGAGCAGGGCUUCCGCUCGCGCGCGUCGUUCAAGCUCGUCCAGCUCAACCGCAAGUAUGACUUCUUCAGCGGCGCGCGCGCGUGCAUGGACCUCUGCGCCGCCCCCGGCGGUUGGCUCCAGGUGGCGCAAAAGUACAUGCCGAUGUCGUCGCUCAUCGUGGGCGUCGACCUCGCGCCAAUCAAGCCCAUCCGCGGGUGCACCACCUUCGUGGACGACAUCACCACGCAGUCGUGCCGCGCGCAGCUUCGCAGGGUCACCCCGGAGGGCACCAAGUACGACAUCGUCAUGAACGACGGCGCUCCAAACGUCGGCGGCAACUUCGCCGCCGAGUCCUACACCCAGGCGGCGCUCACGCUCGACUCGCUCCGCCUCGCCUCGGAGUUUCUCCGCGAGGGCGGAUGGUUCGUGACGAAGGUGUUCCGCUCCACCGAGUACCACGCGCUGCUCUACUCCAUGCAGCAGCUGUUCAAGAAGGUGGAGAGCACCAAACCGGUGGCGUCUCGCGGAACCUCGGCGGAGAUUUACGUCGUGUGCAUCGGGUACCUGGCGCCAGCCAAGAUCGACCCG
Micromonas commoda is the source of this 600-nucleotide messenger RNA. RefSeq lists its product with no specific name. The record is from RefSeq and is a predicted model, not a curated record. Gene Ontology annotation, molecular function: rRNA (uridine-2'-O-ribose)-methyltransferase activity; rRNA (guanine) methyltransferase activity. The transcript has a single exon. NCBI's taxonomy places the organism in Eukaryota, Viridiplantae, Chlorophyta, Mamiellophyceae, Mamiellales, Mamiellaceae. Gene Ontology annotation, cellular component: nucleolus; preribosome, large subunit precursor. The annotation marks the transcript as partial. Gene Ontology annotation, biological process: maturation of LSU-rRNA from tricistronic rRNA transcript (SSU-rRNA, 5.8S rRNA, LSU-rRNA); maturation of 5.8S rRNA from tricistronic rRNA transcript (SSU-rRNA, 5.8S rRNA, LSU-rRNA); rRNA methylation.